Symbiodinium sp. CCMP2592 is the source of this 1161-nucleotide messenger RNA. Lineage: Eukaryota; Dinophyceae; Suessiales; Symbiodiniaceae. The record is from the annotation of a GenBank genome assembly.
AUGAUCCGAUGCUUCGUGAAAGAGGUCUGUACUCCCCCGGACAUCUUCGAGGAUGUCCAGCAUCUUGUUAGCCGAGACUCCCCCGACGCUCCAGGAAAGUAUCCAAAGGUUGUCGCCGGUCAAAAUUCCCCGGUGAAACAUGCUCUGUGUGCUGUGACAUCAGUUGAGUUCCGCGUGGAAGUCCGAAUUCCUGGUUCAAGCGGCACCCCUACCUCUUCGAAGACCUGGAAGCAGUUUCUUGAGACUUGGGUGCGAUACAUUGGAUCCCCGGGCUUGGUCAUUACCGACGGCGGGAAUGAGUUCAAGGGCCUGUUCGAACGUGGAUUGGAGCAGUUGGGAUGUCUACAACACGUUUGCGCCAGGGAAUCUCCCUGGCAGAAUGCCAAAUCCGAAGGGCAUGGUGGUUGGCUGAAGCGCCGACUGACGCAGCAGGUCGAGUCGGGGCGAUGCACUUUCAACAACCUGGACGAGUUGGACGAGUUCCUCGCUCAGAUCACAGCGGCCAAGAACCGAUGGCUCAAUCAUGGAGGCCACUCCCCGGUGCAGCUAGUGUUCGGUGAGCUUCCUCGUGUGUCGGCAGAGCUCUUAAGUGACGGACCCGGAGGACCCCCAAACACGGUCGACUUCAUCGCGUGUGUGACGUGUCAUCUGGGCUGGGGAGCUGCAGCGGAACAGAUCUUGGUUGCAUCAAGCCAGAUUGGCUGCCCUGACUUUGUUGAUCACCGAUUGGAGUCUUUGCCGACGUUGCUCGAAGCUUUUGCCUGCGUCGUUCGUCGAUUGGUAGGAUCGCAUAGCCUCGGCGUACUCCUGUGGGGCGAAGAGAGCAUGCACAUUGAUGGGUGCUUCCACGGAGAGAAGAUCUGCCGCGGCCUCUUUGGUGACUGUCGCUUCCUGGUCAGCCCUAGGAAGGUUCAGGGUCUGCUGCAUUUGCUUCGUGACCUGUUUCUCCACUUUGUCGAUUCUGCGGCCAAACCCCCACAGUUCUUCUUUGGAAUCGGACAUGGCUUCCUUGAGCUCCCCUCGCACGGCCUCACGGAUGACGUCGAUGGAGAGGGUCAGGUUUUCGGCAUCCGGGACCUUGCGUUUUGGGGCCGGUUCCCCCUGCUGGCCGACUGCCAUGACGCUCUGGGCACGGAGAAGUAUCACAAGGAGGUACAGUAA